AAAACGUAAUCUAAUCAAUUUUAAAGCUUAAACUACACUAAAUCCCUAGGAGAUCUCCUAUUAACAGCCAAAUAUAAAUUAAUAGGAGCUAAAUUUAGUAUUUAAAAUACUGCACACCACCACCAUUUCCAGGCUAUACACACAAACCACGCAAUCAAUAAACCACGCAAUCAAUUAGCCCAGUCGUCAAUGUGGCGGGCUUUAACGCAAGCGGUCAGAGGAGUAACAGUGUCCAUCGAUUUCGGACCUAGAGGACUCACACCGACGCAGCUUUUGCGACAUUCCAAGCACAUAACCACCUCCACCUCCAGCCGAAGAAAUCAACCACUACCUAGAAAAAACGGCAUCAUGAGCGUCGAGAAGCCAAAGGUUGUGUUCGUUCUGGGUGGACCUGGUGCCGGGAAGGGCACGCAGUGCUCCAAGAUCGUGGACCGCUUCCAGUUCACCCAUUUGUCCGCUGGAGACCUGCUGCGAGAGGAGAGAUCGCGCGAGGGCUCCAAAUUCGGCAUUCUGAUCGAGGACCACAUCCGCAAUGGCAAAAUCGUACCCGUUGAGGUCACGUGUUCGCUGCUGGAGAACGCGAUGAGGGCGUCGGGCAAGUCGCGUUUCCUCAUCGACGGCUUCCCCAGGAAUCAGGACAAUCUGGACGGCUGGAACCGCCAGAUGUCCGAAAAGGUGGACAUGCAGUUUGUCUUGUUCUUCGACUGCGGCGAAGACGUGUGCGUCCAACGGUGCUUGGGCCGCGGACAGAGCGGUUCGGGUCGGUCCGAUGACAACAUGGAGAGCCUGAAGAAGCGAAUCCAGACGUACAACAACGAUUCGCUGCCCAUCAUUAAGUUCUUCGAAGCCGCCGGCCAGGUGAAGCGAAUCGAUGCCAGUCCAGAUGCAGAUAAUGUUUUUGGGGAGGUGGAGCGUGUGUUCCUGGCCAGUGGUUUCUAAUUUAGACCGUGUCAAUUACCUCCGGUUGCUUGGCUUACUUCCGGUUCUGUGUGUCGUGUUAUCUCUUAAAAUUUCAUUUAUAGCCCUCCAAAUAUACAUAUAUAUACGCUUGUUACUGUAGUAAAAGGGAAGAAAUACAUGUUUUUUAUCAAAUCUGUGUGUACAUACCGAAAAGUAUACACAAUUAC
Drosophila serrata is the source of this 1127-nucleotide messenger RNA. It is a transcript of the gene Cmpk, whose product is annotated as cytidine/uridine monophosphate kinase Dak1. The record is from RefSeq and is a predicted model, not a curated record. Gene Ontology annotation, molecular function: ATP binding. NCBI's taxonomy places the organism in Eukaryota, Metazoa, Arthropoda, Insecta, Diptera, Drosophilidae. Gene Ontology annotation, biological process: pyrimidine nucleotide biosynthetic process; 'de novo' pyrimidine nucleobase biosynthetic process.